Molecule: messenger RNA, 592 nt
Organism: Zingiber officinale
Lineage: Eukaryota; Viridiplantae; Streptophyta; Magnoliopsida; Zingiberales; Zingiberaceae
Exons: 2
Coding region: 54-434 (126 amino acids)
Biological process (GO): DNA synthesis involved in DNA repair; DNA-templated DNA replication
Cellular component (GO): delta DNA polymerase complex
Molecular function (GO): DNA-directed DNA polymerase activity
Source: RefSeq, a predicted model, not a curated record
UUGACGGCGAUCCCUCUCUUCUUGUCGUAGAAGGAAGGCACCGAUCGUGAGAGAUGGCGUCGAGCGGCCUGAAGAAUUUCUAUCGCCAGAAGAAGAAAGGGGGCGUCGCCAAGCGCUCCUCCAACCGGAGCUUUGCCGGAAAGUCUCCCACCGUCUCCCUCUCCCACCUCGUCGAUCCAGUCCCAUCACCCUUGCACGGUUCUGGUGCGGGGCGCGAUAAGGUGCCCCUGGCCGCCGGGAUCGGCGAGGAGGAGGACGAGAAGCUGCGGCAGUUCGAUAUGGACAUGAGGUACGGCCCCUGCAUCGGGCUCAGCCGGACGGAUCGAUGGGAGCGGGCGGCCGCCAUGGGGCUGAAUCCACCCGCCGAAGUGGAGACCAUCCUGUUGAAAUCGUCCGCCGCCGCCUCUGGAUGCCUCUGGGAUGGACGAGUCUAACCUUAACACGUAAGUACCCUCCAAAAAAAAAAAAUCCCUUUUUGUGUGUAUGGAGAAGGCACAGUCUCAGACUCUCUGGCCGUUUUGGUGUCGUCUCCUCUUGUCUUGUCUGUGCUGCUGUUGCUAUGUUUCUUAUCUGUAAGCGUGGUCGAAUCGAA